CUAUUCUUAUGUUCCAAACACGUAUUGUUCCUUGGAUAAACUAUGAAGAAUUCGAAACUGUCUACCACUGGUUAUUCUCAGACAGAACGGCACAAGUAGAACAGGUCAAACGUGGUAUUGAUCGCGUUCAAACAUGGAUAAAUAGAGGUGAAAUCCCUCCUUCUGUAGAGAUGACAGCAGCAUUUAUUGAACUCAUCAUUCGCGAUGAACAGUUUGGUCAUCACCAUUCGCAUAAAGAACUAAGACUCAUGUACGCCAUGGCCAUUGUUCGGUUUGUCAAUGGCCUUGUGGAUCGCGAACAAAAAGGUAAAUUUGCCAAGUCUAUUCAAGUACUUGCACGCAGUAUGGGUUUGCCUACUUGGUUUGUUGAUUUACGUCAUGCAAGUACCCAUGAGCGUUUACCAAGUUUGAUUGUCUUGCGUGAUGGGGCUAUGCAAGCUGUUGCCUGGCUUCAUGAUCAUUAUUGGGUCCGCAACCUCAAAAGCACAGAGCAGAAACAGAUGCUACAGCAUAAUCCAGAGAUCAAGGUCAAGCUGAACCAGUACAAAGAUUGCAGAAAGACGUUUAUCAAGGAGAAAUACAAUGAUCCUACACCUUAUGUGACCUGUAUUCAGAGUUUAGUGGAAUUGAUGAAUGAUGAUGUGAUACAUCAAGAGAUUAUUCCGUUACUGUUAGGCGUAGGCGGACUAGUGCCUACCAGCAAAAAGAAGCGUGCAUCAGCAGAGCAUAUGCAGAUCUCAAAGGGAUUGAUUGAACUCUGGACACCUUUGAUUCAAGGCCUGGAUGAUGGAUUUCCUGAUUUUGGGCAACAAUUAGUGUCUUGUAUGAUAGAUAAGUUGGACGCAAAGGAUGAUUUCGAAAUAAACCAAGUCUUAUUGAACCCAUACGCUGCUUUUGCUACAAAAGAUGGAGCUGAAGAUGUCACCAAAGCACCUUCUUAUCUAUUGACAUUGACCUGUUGGUUAAGGCAUUUUGUACAAGAAUUCAAACAACCUCGCAAACAUCGUACAUUAAGCCAUUUGACUAUAGACGAUAUCUUGGAAUCUUCACUUCGACGCCCUAAUUACUAUACUCGAUUUAUACUGCAAAGUAUUGCUACAGUGGAUCCGGAGUUAGGUCAGUCCAUAAAGCCCUUUACAAAAUACAUGGAUCAAAUGAUUGUCAAGUCCAUCAAAGACAAGGUAAACGAAACCAUCUCAACAAAGAUAUUAACCCCUCUUAUAGUCCAAUCAAGACACAUUGCCCCUAAGCAAACAAGACCAACAAGGACUUGAGCAAGAAUUAGAACAGUUGGCAUCACAACUUGUCACUCUAAAAACCGAUAAAAAGGUACCUAAAAAGAGAAAAGUAUCAAGACAACAAGAAGAUAAGAUGGAUAUCGACACAAGCCAUUGGGCACUCUAUCCAGAUUGGAAGCCUUGUCCUAUGGGUACGCUGCCCAAUGGUAAAGUACCUUGUCUUGACAUACCACAAUAAAAGAAAAUCAUGCAUACACCAUAUAAUAAGCCACAUAUGUAGGACUUGCUUUGUGACUUGUUUGAAUUUAGACGCACAAAAAAUAAUAGCUACCUGUCUGAUAGAAAAAAAAAAUAAUAAGGUCC
Gilbertella persicaria is the source of this 1601-nucleotide messenger RNA. Its product is annotated as Las1-like-domain-containing protein. NCBI's taxonomy places the organism in Eukaryota, Fungi, Mucoromycota, Mucoromycetes, Mucorales, Choanephoraceae. The coding region runs from base 9 to 1274 and encodes 421 amino acids. The transcript has 6 exons. Gene Ontology annotation, cellular component: preribosome, large subunit precursor; Las1 complex. The record is from RefSeq and is a predicted model, not a curated record. Gene Ontology annotation, molecular function: endonuclease activity. Gene Ontology annotation, biological process: maturation of 5.8S rRNA; maturation of LSU-rRNA.